AUGAAUAUUCUAUCUAUCUAUCUAUCUAUCUAUCUAUCUAUCUAUCUAUCUAUCUAUCUAUCCAUCUGUUUACAUAGACAGCUGAAUAGCUUGCUCAUUUGUCAUAUCUACGUCUGUGUCUAUCUCUGUUCUUAUAUUAGCUAUUCAUUAUCUAUCUAUCUAUCUAUCUAUCUAUCUAUCUAUCUAUCUAUCUAUCUAUCAAAGUCUCUUUAUAUCUAUCUUCUUAGCUAUGUUUCUACCUGUCUGCAUAGACAGCUGGGUAGAUUGCUCAUUUCUCAUAUCAAAUAUCUAUCUAUCUAUCUAUCUAUCUAUCUAUCGAGUGAUAUUCCAAGCGUGCCCUAUCUAUCUAUCUAUCUAUCUAUCUAUCUAUCUAUCUAUGUAUCUAUCUAUCUAUCUAUCUAUCUAUCUAUCUAUCUAUCAAAGUCUCUUUAUAUCUAUCUUUUUAGCGAUGUUUCUACCUGUCUAGAUAGACAGCUGGGUAGCUUGCUCAUUUCUCAUAUCUAA
Molecule: messenger RNA, 504 nt
Organism: Acanthosepion pharaonis
Lineage: Eukaryota; Metazoa; Mollusca; Cephalopoda; Sepiida; Sepiidae
Source: the annotation of a GenBank genome assembly